This is a messenger RNA of Sus scrofa (pig), 2312 nucleotides long. It is a transcript of the gene TMEM81, whose product is annotated as transmembrane protein 81. The record is from RefSeq and is a predicted model, not a curated record. Lineage: Eukaryota; Metazoa; Chordata; Mammalia; Artiodactyla; Suidae.
CAACCCCUAGCCUGGGAACCUCCAUAUGCCAGGGGUGUGGCCCUAAAAAGACCAAAAAAAAAAAAAAAAGAAAGAAAGAAAAAAGAAAUAGAAGUGGGAGAGGAGCCACACUUAACAUUGCCUAUCUCUCUGCUAAGCAUUCGGGUUCUAAGAGGCCUCUUGGCCCUUGUUUUCAUGAAUUUUCGUUUCUAUUUAAAAUUCCUUGCACAGGAACAGAGUUUCACACUUAGUACUAAGUGUUUUUAUGUACAGUUUAAACUUUGAUGCUCAAAGUGACCUUCUUGAAAUAAGCAAGGAGGUCUUAAUUUGUAUUAUAAAGGAGGAGAUUAGAAAUUCAGGAAGGGUAAGUCAUUUGCCUUUCAGUCCAGUCAUCUUAGUCCUUUUUUUUUUUUUAAAGUCCUCCUAAGCAUUUAAAGCAAAUAAUAGCUUCAUGCAAGUUAAUCCUUUUUUUUUUUUUUUUUUUUUUAGACUCUGUAUUUGAUUUCUUAUUUGCUCAGAUUUAACUGGGAUUUUGAAACCUGUGGGUUCAGAUCCCCACAGUUUGGAUAGGGGAUGGAAAGGGGUGAGGGAGGGUAUACCUUCACUAUGCAUUUGAAGUGAUUUGGAAAUUUACUUCCGCCUCUGAAGUCUUUUCAUCUUUGUCUUCCCAAGAGAUGGAUUUAAAUUCAUUAAAGGGAUGUGAAAAGAAUGGAGACUGCUUAGGUGGUCAUUAACAAGCAGAGAUAGUAAAGCAUCGAUGUUGUGACUUUUUUCCCUGCCUUGUGGCCCUGCCUGUUAAUAAGGACUGGGCCUUUUUUAAGUUGUAUUGUUUUACUGGCAACGCACACAUAUCUUUUGACUUUGGAGGCUGUCUCACAUCGAAGGAAUUAAGUUAUGUCGUAGAGGAUUUGGAAUAUCUUGGGUUUUGGCUGAGAGUAGUGAAAUGUCUGUCUACUAAGACAUGAAGACUUUGGCCACUAGUUUCAUCCUUGGGAGCCUGGUGUUGGCCUUCCAUCUACCUUUGGUGGUGACUUCACCGAAAACACUGGCCAUCCCUAAGAAACUGCAAGAAGCUGUGGGGAAAGUCGUCGUUAAUGCCACAACCUGUACUGUCACCUGCGGCCUUGGCUAUAAGGAGGAGACCAUCUGUGAGGUGGGCCCCGAUGGAGUGAGAAGGAAGUGUGAGUCUCAGCGAUUGGAAUGUCUGACCAACUGGAUCUGUGGAAUGCUCCAUUUCACCAUUCUUAUAGGGAAGGAAUUCAAGCUGAGCUGCCUGAGUUCCGACAUCCUGGAGAUUGGGCAGGAAGCUUUCCGAUUCACCUGGAGACUUGCCCGGGGUAUCAUCUCAACUGACGAUGAAGUCUUCAAACCCUUCCGAGCCAGUUCCCACUUUAUAAAGUUUCGUUCCGCCCAGGAGUAUGAUUCUGGGACCUACCGGUGUGACGUCCAGCUGUUAAAAAACUUGAGGCUUGUCAAGAGGCUCUAUUUUGGGCUGAGGGUCCUUCCUCCUAACUUGGUGAACCUGGAUUUCCAUCAGUCCCUCACUGAGGAACAGAAGUUAGCCGAUGAGGGCCUGGAAGUGAAAAUGGACAACUCUUCCAGGCCCCAGCGCCCACCAUGGAAAGGGAAGGUGGCUAGAGCCGUGGGCAUGGGGAUUGCUGGUGGCGUGGCUGGCGGUGUGUUGGUGAGCAUCGCCCUGUGCCGUGGGCUGAGGGUGAUCCACAGCAGUGCCAGCCUUCAGCCCUUACAAGCCUUGCCGCCGAAGGGCUGGCUGCUCAGAAAGCCAAACUAGCUUUUCAGGAGAGUUCCGGGUGCCUGACCAUGGCUUAACAAUGAGGGAGGGCUUCCACUACCAAAGGGGUGGGUGGGGGAUGUGGAGUGGGGCAACAUCUGGGGUAGCUAUGGGCAGUGGUCUCUAACCAUGUCCCAGGUGGAUCUCUUUCGGAUCUGCCCUGCCCACUGGGUACCCAGGAAACCUGACUGCAGGCAUCUCCCUGCUCCUGAGAAGAGUUCUAUCUUGAAAGCUUGCAUUCAUUUCCGACAACCUGUAUGCCUCCCUACCUUGAUCUCCCUUCGGAGCAGUAUAACCGUGUAGAAGGAUAUAAGCUUUCCUAGUGAAAACUUUUUUUUUUUUCCUCUUCAAUAAAAAUAAUUCAUAGUAGCUGUAUGGAGACCUAAAUUUUUCUGAUCUUUAGUGUAAAAUUUCUUGCAUUUGUGGAGUUCCUUGGUGGCUCAGCAGAUUAAGGAUCUGGUGUUUUCACUGCUGUGGCUCAGGUCGCUGCUGAGACACAUGUUCAAUCCUUGGCCUAGGAAUUUCCAUAUGCUGUAAGUGU